Molecule: messenger RNA, 1244 nt
Organism: Periophthalmus magnuspinnatus
Lineage: Eukaryota; Metazoa; Chordata; Actinopteri; Gobiiformes; Gobiidae
Product: dehydrogenase/reductase SDR family member 11-like
Exons: 8
Coding region: 176-943 (255 amino acids)
Molecular function (GO): oxidoreductase activity
Source: RefSeq, a predicted model, not a curated record
GUCUCAGCAGGUGGAUCACGCGCUGGCGCUACUCCACUACUCCACAACUCCACUCUGCACUAAUGCUUCAGCUACACUAAUGCUUUAGGCUUAAAGUUCUCCACAAACAUUGAUCAGAUUGGAAGUGAUACGGAAGUGCAGGAUUCUUCUGCACCACAGGAGGUUGUGACGGGACAUGGAACGCUGGAGGGGUAGAGUGGCCCUAGUGACCGGGGCCUCAGUCGGGAUAGGAGCUGAGGUUGUCAAGGAGCUGGUACGGCAUGGCAUGAAGGUGGUGGGUUGUGCCAGAGACGUGGAAAAAAUAAAGAAACUGUCAGAGGAGUGCCAGGCUGCAGGCCACAGUGGUGUGUUGGUGCCUUACAAGUGUGACCUGACCAACGAAGAGGAGAUCUUGUCAAUGUUCAGUGACAUUAAAUCUCAGCAUCAGGGUGUGGACGUGUGCAUCAACAAUGCAGGUUUGGCUCACCCAGAGCCACUUUUAAGCGGAAAAACAAGCGGCUGGAAGAACAUGUUAGAUGUGAAUGUCAUUGCCUUAAGUGUGUGCACCCGUGAAGCCUAUCAGUCAAUGAAGGAGAGAAAUGUGGAUGAUGGACAUAUUAUAAACAUUAACAGCAUGAGUGGACAUCGUGUGGUGCACAAUUCAGUUACUCAUUUCUACAGUGCCACUAAGUUUGCUGUGACGGCUCUCACUGAAGCGCUGAGACUGGAACUACGAGAGGCCAAAACACACAUCAGAGCCACUUCUAUAUCUCCAGGUGUUGUGGAGACUGAGUUUGCCUUACGGCUUUUCUCACAGAAUCCGGAAAAAGUUGCAACAGCCUACAAACAGUUUAAGUGUAUUGAGGCUGUAGACAUUGCCCAUGCUGUGAUCUAUGCCCUAAGUGCACCUCCCCAUGUGCAGAUUGGAGACAUUCAGAUCCGCCCUGUGGAGCAACUGGCUUAAAAUUGUCCCAAGUUAUUGAUAAAAGCCCAAUCUCUCAGUUGUCCAUUUAUCCACUGGAACUCUAAACACUGAUUAAUAAACGUGUUUUCUCUUAUCAUAAACAUGUGUGUUACACUAAAGAGAGACGAUUUAUUCUGUGAGGAAAAAAGUACACUGACAAAUGUAUUAGUGCUGUUGUCCAGUCGGUCAACUGUUUAUAACACAAAGUAUCCACUAGAUGACGCUGUUGUAUUAACUUUAAACUGUUUUAAAAUGCUUUUUCCAAUACUGUGCAUAAUAAAAAGACUAUAUUUCCACACAG